Molecule: messenger RNA, 2638 nt
Organism: Hyla sarda
Lineage: Eukaryota; Metazoa; Chordata; Amphibia; Anura; Hylidae
Gene: LRRC18
Product: leucine rich repeat containing 18
Exons: 4
Coding region: 581-1360 (259 amino acids)
Molecular function (GO): protein binding
Source: RefSeq, a predicted model, not a curated record
CUCCUAGCAUCCCCAAAGGCUGUCAGGGCAUGCUGGGAGUUGUAGUUUUGCAACACCUGGAGGCACCCUGGUUGGGAAACACUGGUGUAUGCCCUACAGAGGUGUGGUGAACUACAACCCCCAGGAGACUACAGAUGCUGCAUGCUUGUGUUAUAUCACAGACUGAAGACUCCUGAAUGACACAUGCUGGGAGUUGUAGUCCCUUUUGUGUGCAUAUGACAGUGUAUCCCAACCAGGGCUGAUUUAUAUCAGUGUGCUGUGUAUAAGGGGGCCGACACGGGAAAAUAGUAGGAUGGGUAAAGGGUGGAGCAAACAAACAAAACAAAAAAGGAGCCGCCCCAAACCAGCAAGGCAUGUGGCAUGCUGGGAUUUGUAGUUUUCAGCACAGCAAGAAACAGGAAAUAGAAGCAAAAAUAGGAAAACAAAGUGGGGGAUAAAAAGACAACAAAGAACGGAAAUAGAGUAGGCUAAACAACAAGAAUAGAAAUGAAACAAAACAAAUAGGGUAUAAAGCUACAGAGUCAGGCACAAGAAAGAAAGAACCUAAGUGCUUGUUUCAACCAGAAGCAUAAAAAGGAAAAUGAAAAAAGGCAAAGGAAGCCCUAAGGGUAAGAAAAUUACCCUGAAAACAGCCAAGAAUUCCAUCCGUAUCACAUUUGAUGGGAAACGAAGACUAGAUCUUUCUAAAAUGGGAAUUGCUGCCAUCCCAAAAUGCUUAUUGAAACUCAGUGAUAUAGAAGAGGUGGAUCUCAGUAGAAACUUAAUACGUAAGAUUCCUGAUUGGAUACAGCGUUUCCAGAAUCUACGAUGGCUUGACUUACACAGCAAUCAAAUAGAAAAACUUCCAGAAUCCAUAGGCCAACUAAAAAAUCUUCUAUACUUAAAUGUGUGUAACAACAAAUUAACCGCAAAUGGUGUUCCUAUAGAAGUGAGCCACCUGAGCAACUUACGUCAACUUAACCUUGGACUUAACCACAUUGAUAUGCUGUCAACCACAUUGGGGAAUCUAAAAGAGCUUAAGGAAGUGGGCCUUUUUGAUAAUCAACUUACUUCUGUGCCCCCCAGCAUACUGAAGCUGCCUAAACUGAAGAAGCUUAACACCAAGAGAAACCCUAUCCAAAAUACAGAAGAAAAAACAGAGGAAGAGCAAGAGGAAACCAUCCAAAGAGUUAAAUCUCUUCAUCUUGUGAAUGAGAAGGAUCUGUGUAGUCCUUGUCUUGCAAAGUGCCAGAUGAAUAAGAAUAAGCAGAAGAAGCUGAAAAAUCUUAUGACUACAAUGAGACAUCCUUUUGCUAACAAUCUUAUUUCUCCAAACUCUACAGCCAAGGAGACAUUAAUAAAUGAAGAUGAAUUCAUGUAAAAAUAAAAAAUACAGUAAAACAGUAAAAUAACAAUAGAUGGUAAAAUGUAAUUAAAGCAAAUCUGUCACUUGAAAAAUGCAAAUAGAACCAACAGGAUUGUGACAUACUCUUCAAUGAAAGGAUACCAAUAAUACUUGUGAAUUGUGUGCAAGUGUUUAUUCAGCUGAAAGAUGUAUUUUUAUGGGCAGGUAAAUUGUUAGAGAGAAAUGACCUAAGGUCUUCUGUGCGCUAGAGCCACAGUGUCUCUGUGCUGUAAAUGACUGCCCUUCUGCCCAUUGACAGAUGGGCCAGGCUCGGCUUAAGUCACUGAACCAGGGGCGGACAUAUCGCCUGUGCAGCCGGUUCAGCUGCACAGGGGCCCAGCGUGGGAGGGGGCCCGGCCCGCCCUCACACGCUGGGCCGGUCCUACCAUCGGACCCAGUGCACAGGGCCGCCAUCAGGGGGUAAACCCAUACACUUGUAUGGGGCCUGGAGCUUCAGGGAGGCCCGGACGUCCCUGUACUUUUUUUUUCCGGCUAGUCAGUGAGUGACUGCGACUGUCACUCACUGACUCCUGGCUGGGUACCCGUCAGAACUAUGACCGGGCCUCAUAGUCUGGGGGGCCCGCAGGACUAUGAGGCCUGCUCUUUCUAGGGCGCGGGCCCCUUAAGAAGUACGGCAGGGCCAGACAGGCCAGGGGCUGAUGGGAGUCGACGUGCCCCGCGCAGGCACGCACGUCUACUCCAGUCACCUGACCUGUCCCGGCGCAAUCUCCAGUCCAGCAGCCUCCCGACGGAUCCUCCCCGUGCAGUGACACUCUGACAGGAGCAGCAGCUGCACCGAACCCCGGCAGGAGGAUGAGGAUCUGCUGACAGUGAGGAGCCAAUGAUGUCUGCAUGUCAGACUCUGCAGAGAAGAUGGAGCUGGGGGAAGACCUGGUCUCUGGACGAGAUGAAGAAGAAAAGAAGACGUCACUCAGGUCACUGACAUCAUUGUGUGUUCUUAUGACUGUCCCAUCAGAGCUGUAGUUACUUGUAAGUUCUGCAGUGAUGAUGGGUAAAACUGUGUCCAAUCUGUGUCUCUUCAGCUGUUACAAAACCACAACUCCCAUUGCCUGAGGCUCUCCAGACAUGAUGGGAGUUUUAGCUUUCCAACAGCUGGAGAACCACUUCAACCGAGGUGAUCGGUGGGGGUCUCAGGCCUUGAGUUGUGUAAGGGGCCCCGAAAUUUCUGAUGGCAGCCUUGCCAGUGCACAUAUGACAGGGAAACCAGUCUUGCCCAGUCACUAAACUGCUACU